Molecule: messenger RNA, 1787 nt
Organism: Pleuronectes platessa (European plaice)
Lineage: Eukaryota; Metazoa; Chordata; Actinopteri; Pleuronectiformes; Pleuronectidae
Product: lipopolysaccharide-induced tumor necrosis factor-alpha factor
Exons: 6
Coding region: 173-805 (210 amino acids)
Molecular function (GO): zinc ion binding
Source: RefSeq, a predicted model, not a curated record
ACUUUAAAAAGUAGCUCUCUGCAACAGGAGGCAGUCAGAAAUGAGCUGAUUUGAAUAUUUCAUGAUGGAAGUGAACAGUACAUGUAUUGUGUCCUUAUUUACCUAGUUUGAAUUUUACCUGGGCAGGAUUCACUGGGAGCGGCUGAGGAAUUGAGUCUUUUCAGCUCUCACCAUGACUUCUUCAGAGAACGAGCCGAGUUGCAAAUCGCGAGAACAGAACUGUCUCUCACUCAGAAGCCAUCAACUUCUGGAGAGGAAAAAACUGCUGUGUGUAAUUCAGGAGCUACGGAACCAUGUCGAGUUUGGACAAGGAAGCAAGGAAGUGGGAUCGACUCAACAGGAGAUUGACAGCAUUGAUGACAAACUGGUGCAACUGAGUGAGAGGAAGGCGGAGAUCCAAAACAGCCACGACCCCAUCCUCAGUGCCAACCGUGACAACGACAGCGCGAAGAAAGUGUCAUUCAGCACAACAAGUCAGAAGACGGCGCCCCUCGAAUCGAAUUCUACCGCAAAAAUUUACUAUAUCACGCCUCCACCUUCGACCCCUGCCCCUAAAGUGAUUCUGGAAGCAGAAGACCUUCCAGCGUGUCCGUGCAGGACUCAGUGCCCCGAGUGUCGUCAGUUCAUCGUGACAGAGACCUCCAAGUCCAUCAGCAGUGUGACCUGGAUGGUGUGUUUCAUGACAGCUAUGAUCGGGUGCGUGGCGGGUUGUUGCCUAAUUCCCUUCUGCAUGGAAUCAUUCAAAUCGACCACACACAGGUGUCCAAAGUGUCGCACUGUGAUCAACACUGUUAAAAAGCUCUGAGAGGAAAAGCAUGCGGAGGAGAACUGAAGCUCAGACUGAGACCUAAUGAUGACGCACUCUGUUUUUCUUUUUCUAAUCUGAUGUUGACUGAUUGUAUAUUAUGAUAUUUAAACUGUGAAAUGAUUGAAAUUGUGUCAAAGUUAAUUUCUCUAGGAGUCAACACUGCUACAAGCUUAAUACAUUUAUUGUAGUUUUUAAUGAUAAGUGCUGAAGAGUAAAGGUGUGAAAUCCCAAUUAUCUUUGUAUUUACAAACCAAGCCAGCUGAUACAUUUGUAUUAAACAGAAAUACACAAUGUGGAAAAGAUGUGCUAUACAAACAUAAAGGCACUGUCCCACUGUCGUGCAACAGUUUCUUUGAGACUGAAGUUUAUUAACUUCAUACAGAUGUCGUUUUGUGUUAUUGGCUGAAAAAGAAAACCAGAUGUGGCCAGCAGAUGUCACUAUAACACAGAUCAGUAUGAAGGGAGCGUGAACACUGGAUCCCACUCAUGGGUACUGUUCUUUUACUGAAGGUUGUGUCUGAACAUAACAAAGCAGAUAAUAAAUAUUUGUAAUCCUGCAGGAGUUGGUCUGCCGACAGAUUCAUUUAACCGUUGUCCGUGACAUUAAGUGAGGACUCUACUGCUUUAGGUUUAUCGUUGACAUCAUAGUCAGUCCUCAUGACCUAUGAUAUGAAAGUACGAUUUGUUUGAGCUGCUGAUAGUAAAAACUUGUGUCAGAAAUGCUUUACAUGUGGCGUCUGUUUGUGUUUACAUUCGGUUUCUGCUGUUACCAUGGUCAGUGCAGUAGAGCGCAGUAUGAACAGUAACAUGUUAAUUCAUGAAGAUCAGACAACAGAGAGGACAAACAUGAGAAAAGAUUGAUAACAACUUACAUCCACUGUCAGCUCCCACCACCAGUACCACUUCUAUGUUAUGCGAGUCUCCCACAGAAACAAACUCAUGCCUUCUUUAAAUUAUUAAAAAUCAUGUUUAUUUGAAA